Thlaspi arvense is the source of this 1320-nucleotide messenger RNA. The record is from the annotation of a GenBank genome assembly. Lineage: Eukaryota; Viridiplantae; Streptophyta; Magnoliopsida; Brassicales; Brassicaceae.
AUGAGCCAAGCGAAACUGACGAGGACUCAAUCGUCGUUGCUCAGAUCAUCUCCGACGAUUCGAUCGUCGAUUCACAGCCUUUCUUCAAUCACCGAAUGCGAUUUUAACGAAGCCUCUCACCACCGGAAUCAGGAUCUGGAAGCUGGUGAGAAAGAGGAGAAGCAGAGGAGAAGAAAACGGUCUAAAUCAGCCGGGUCAAUUAAUCGAACCGGGUCAACCCGAAUUAAACCGGGUCUCACCUUCACACUCGCUUCCCUCUCUUUCCUCAGCGCCUCGUCUUUCCUAUUCUUCUUCGUCUUCUCUCAAACCAAUGAGAUUCUCACGUCCGAGAAUCUGCUACUAGGUUUGAUCUUCGUCGCCGUCGCUCUGUUCUUCGCGUCGCGAAACAUGGCGGUUAUCAGCCAAACCGUAAUCGCAAUCAAACAGAUUCACGAAGAAACAAGUAAAAAGUUCCGAACCAAGCACAAGCCGAAGCCGGUUCAAUGGUACAUCGGCGAUACGAAUCCGGAACCGAUCAAAGCCCAGAGAGAAGAAGAAGAGGAAGAAGAAAAGAGACUUGUCGUCAAAGAAGGAGUACAGUUCUUCAGCAAUGGAGAUUUCUACGAAGGGGAGUUUCACAGAGGAAGAUGCAACGGAAGUGGAGUUUACUACUACUUCGUUAACGGAAGAUACGAAGGAGACUGGAUCAAUGGAAGAUACGAUGGCUAUGGAAUCGAGUGUUGGUCUAAAGGAAGUAAGUACAAAGGACAGUACAAGCAAGGACUGAGACAUGGUUAUGGAGUUUACUGGUUUUACACCGGAGAUUCUUACUCCGGCGAAUGGUUCAACGGUCAAAGCCAUGGCUGUGGUGUUCAAACCUGCGCUGAUGGAAGCUCUUAUGUCGGAGAAUUCAAAUUUGGUGUCAAACAUGGACUUGGAUCUUACCAUUUCAGAAAUGGAGAUAAGUACGCAGGAGAGUAUUUUGGAGACAAGAUUCAUGGAUUUGGUGUUUACAAUUUCGCUAAUGGUCACUUUUACGAAGGAGCUUGGCACGAAGGUCGUAAGCAAGGCUAUGGCACGUAUGGUUUCAGGAACAGUGAUACCAAAUGUGGUGAAUGGGAUGAUGGUAAUCUCUUAAACCGGCUUCAUCCAGAAACCGACCCGGUUCAUAGAGCGGUUCAGAGCGCUCGAGAGAUGGCGAGAAAAGGAGUAAAUCAGAGACGAGUCGAUGAGCAGGUGAUACGAGCGGUUGCUGCGGCUAACAAAGCCGCGACCGCUGCGAGAGUCGCAGCUGUGAAAGCCGUUCAAAAUCAGAUGGACGGUAAACUUUGUGAAAGUUGA